Chaetomium strumarium is the source of this 2967-nucleotide messenger RNA. Its product is annotated as P-loop containing nucleoside triphosphate hydrolase protein. Gene Ontology annotation, biological process: ribosome biogenesis. Lineage: Eukaryota; Fungi; Ascomycota; Sordariomycetes; Sordariales; Chaetomiaceae. Gene Ontology annotation, cellular component: nucleus. The record is from RefSeq and is a predicted model, not a curated record. The transcript has a single exon. The coding region runs from base 278 to 2677 and encodes 799 amino acids. Gene Ontology annotation, molecular function: ATP binding; nucleic acid binding.
CGAUAGGAAGUGCAUGUGCAGUCAUGGUAGGUACUUGCUCAGGCGUCAGUGAAAAACUGUACAGCAUCUGUGCAACCAACAUCGACACAUGUUCCCAUGGGAAUGGGGGUGUCGUCGGCGAGCUUUCCAUUUAUGGUAAGCGGUGAAAAAGCCAAGCUCCUGGCGUAUCUGUCCCACCUUUUGCUUGACGGCCAAUUGCCAUGCUGGCGACCGGGCGGUCGACUUUUUUCUGCCGGACAUCUAAGCUCAACGAUCGAGAACGGCCAAACCAGCAACCAUGGCAGACGAUGGCAUGCUCCUGAACUUUGAGCUUGGCGAUGGACCAUUGAAAAGCCAAGUAAAGUUUAAGGGAGGACGCUGGAGAGACCGGCUUAAGGCGCAAAGAAGUGUCAAACAAUCACAGCAGAACGGGCCCUCGUCAACCCCGCCAAGGCGAGGACCAACCGCCAGCGAUCACGACUCUAGCAGACCGGCGAAGAGGCCGAGAACAGAUGAUGGAGACUAUUACAAGAAUCCAAAGAUACCAAAGACGGCUGAUGCCUCCACCAAGGCGCCCAGCCAUGCCAUGAGGACGGGGCAGAUCUCGUCGAGCUUGUUCACGUCGAAUCCGGCUCCUGUCACCUCGUUCGACCAACCAUCGGUCGAGGAAGUCGAACCGGCGAAGCCAUCCAACGCACCACUGUCCGAAGAAGCUGCGAACUUCCGCUCGCUGGGUCUGUCGCUACGUCUCGCACAACACCUCGCAACGAAGCUGGAGAUGAAGGCGCCAACAGCCAUCCAGAAGAACACCGUGCCGCAGCUGAUAGCCGAAGACAGCGAUGCCUUCCUGCAAGCUGAGACGGGUUCAGGAAAGACAUUGGCAUAUCUUUUGCCGAUCGUCCAUAGGAUCAUGGCGCUCAGUUUGAACGAGGAUGGGACGCCAAAGGACAUCAAAGUGCACCGGGAUUCCGGACUGUUCGCCAUCAUCCUGGCUCCCACGCGGGAAUUGUGCAAACAGAUUGCUGUGGUGCUGGAAAAGGUGCUGCGAUGCGCUCCGUGGCUCGUCUGCACGACCGUCAUAGGAGGCGAGAGCAAGAAGUCGGAAAAGGCCCGGAUCCGCAAAGGCGUCAAUAUCUUGAUCGCAACUCCCGGCCGGCUGGCCGAUCACCUCGACAAUACGAAGGUCCUCAACGUCGGCACAGUGAGGUGGCUCGUACUGGAUGAAGGCGACCGGAUGAUGGAGAUGGGGUUCGAAGACGAUAUUCGGGCGAUUGUCGGGAAGAUCAGAGCGGAUAAGCUGCUGAAGCAAAAUGCAGAGGGCGUUUUGCUCGAAGGCAUUCUCCCUUCCCGAAGGGUAACCGUGCUGUGUUCUGCAACCAUGAAAAUGAACGUGCAGCGGCUAGGUGAGAUCAGCCUAGAGGAUGCUGUGCACAUAACCGCAUCCAAGUCAGAGACGGACAAUGAUGCCGAAGCAGGACACGAGGCUGUAUUCGCCGCGCCGUCGCAGCUGAAGCAGUCUACUAUCAUUGUGCCAGCCAAGUUGCGCUUGGUUACGCUGGUCGCGCUCCUGAAGUCGACGUUCGCGAGACGAGGCUCGGUCAUGAAGGCCAUCAUCUUCAUCUCCUGCGCUGAUUCGGUCGACUUCCAUUUCGAGUUACUAAAGGACACGAAAGCUCUUGAGCCGCCGACUCCGGAGUCGUCGCCAACCGAAGACAGCCGUAGACCAGAGACGGCUUCGACUGUUGGCCCAGCCGCCUACAUGACGUCUCCAGCAAACCCCAAAGUCAUGCUUCACAAGCUCCACGGUUCGCUGGCACAGCCGGUGCGCUCAUCAACCUUGAGCUCCUUUGCGAGCUGCAAGGACCCAGCAGUUCUCAUCACUACCGACAUAUCAUCCCGUGGCUUGGACGUCCCUGCGGUUGACCUCGUCAUUGAGUACGACCCGGCCUUUGCGGUGCCUGACCACGUACACCGCAUCGGGCGAACAGCUCGUGCGGGUCGCCCGGGCAAAGCCGUUCUCUUUCUUCUUCCUGGCAGCGAAGAGGGGUACACCUCGAUCCUUCCUACCUCAACUCCCAUCACGCCUCAGCUCUACGAGUCUAUCCUUCAAAAGGGGCUGGCGACGGCAGUCAAUCUGCCGUCCACCCACACUACCUCUGAGACGGAGAAACAGACGUGGACCUCUCGCGCCGAAGCACUCCAGCUCCACUUCGAACAGCGGUUACUCGCCCGCCCGGCUGGCGCCAACGCGGACGAAGACACAGAAGACACCGGCAAACCCAACGCCAAAGGGAAGGCUAAAUCAUGGAAAUCUCAGCAAAAGGCGAACCCCAAGGACAACCCGCUCCUCGAUGCCGCCCGCCAGGCUUUCCGCUCGCACAUCCGCGCCUAUGCCACGCACGUGCGUGAAGAGCGUGUCUACUUCGACAUCACCCAGCUCCAUCUUGGGCAUAUGGCAAAGGCGUUUGGCCUGCGGGAGACGCCAGGGGGCAUCGGCGGCGGUGUCGCGAGACGCGCGCAUAAGGCACCUGCUGCGGGGGAGAAGAUGUCCAAGAUCUCGAGCAGUGGCAAGGUUAGCAAGAGAUAUGAUGAUGACGAUGACGAUGGGGUUGGCGCCGUGGAUGAGGAUGCGGCGAGACGGAUGAGGGAGAAGAUGAAGAUGGUCAUGAACACCGCUAGCGAGUUCAAUAUCGGCUGAAUGGGCGUGGUUUGAAGUUGGGAGCUUGGAUUAGUUUCUCAGCGCUGCAUAUCCGAUUAUCAUGCAUGGAAGUAUAUACCCUUGGUGAUGUCUGUUAGCUUACAGUUUAGGAAUGAUGUUCAAAUCACGGUUGAAGGUUUCCUGUCCUUGUGGGUCCGAUUCAGCAUCUAACCGUAAUUCCUGGUAUCUAGUACCUGUACCUUACUCUGCGAUAGCACCACCCUUUCAGCGCGAUUGUUGGUGGUCAUGCAUUGCCCAGUAACGUUAGCUGUAAUUUCUCUAAGGCUAUG